AUGAAAAUAAUGAUUUCAGGUAUCUUCUAACUAUAAUUGAUUGUUUUAGUAAAUAUGCUUGGGUCGAAAAGUUAAAAACAAAAAGUGGUAAAGAAACUGCAGAUGCUCUUGAAAACAUCGUGGCCGCUACUGUAGAUUUGUUAAUGGCUUCAGGUCUUUUGUAAAAUGCAUUUAUUUAGCAUAUUUUUUAUUUAAAAUUGUUAGCGCACUAUUUCGACCAGUUCGACCAUCCAUUUUGACCACAUUUUUUGAUGUGACACUUGCUUUUGGCCAUUUUGAAAAUUGUUGAAAAUCACACAUUUUCGAAGAGUUGAGACACAAAAUCAAUGAAAAUAAGCCUUGAAAUGGCUUGCUGUCACGGCUCAGCUGUUUGCAAAUUGUCUUGCCUCUUACAAUUGCACUAUGAAGUGGCUCUACUCUCGUAUGUAGUUACUACUAAGUUGAGGAACAAACAGUUGGUAAUUCUAACAAGAAAACAGUAUGGUGAAAUGCUCACCGCGUUUCAAAUAAGUUUUGACGUUUUUGUGUUAUUAGCUAGAAAAUGACAGAUUUGUGCCACUUUUAACAUCAAUAUUACCAAUCAAGGUCAAAAUUGCUCACAACAUACGAAAAUCGAAAUUAUGUGUUUACCAAUAUACAAGACUUUGAAAAAGGUUCCCCUCGCUCUGGGAAAGUUCCCCUCACUCGAGUCUGGGAACUCGAUUGUAAUCUAAUUAGAAGAUUUUGCAAUCUAAUUGAAGCAAAUUCUAUUUCAAACGAGUUCGUAUUAGAUUGCAAAGUUUUCUAAUUAGAUUGCGAUCGAGUUCCCAGAGUAUAUAUUAAUUAAUAUUAAUAAGAAUGAUUACUGUAGCUUGUAAUCUGUGCAUUUUGUUCGGUGCCUGCGGACUUCCGCUUGCAACUUGACCAACGACUAAAAACUUUCAGUUGUUGGAAUGCUUGUCCGGUUAUUUCUUCUUGUGUGUUCAUUUCACAAACUAGCGCUCGGGAGCGAUGCUCUCAUUAGACGGUCCGUCUUCCCAUUUCUGGGUAAGUUUCGUAUAUUGAUCAGCGAGAAAUAAAAACCAUUUUGUAGGUGCUGGCGGAUCAGUACCAACCGGAAUGCUGAUAAAACGAGAAUUGUGGCAUUGUGGAAGUGAUCGAACGACCGGUAACAUCUCGUACAACAAUGCUGCCAAAGACUGUCCAUCCCUUGCUGGUACACACAAUUUACACACUCGUCUCACGGCGAACGUUUUUGAUUCUCCCGCUCGUUUUUUGUCGCUGCGUACUUAAUAUGGUUUUUGAUACGGAGUGAUGCAAACGCGGUCGAGCAUGGACACAAAUGCUUGCUCUGCGCCCCGGUGUUUGCAACCUCACGCCAACGUUUCUUUAACUAGGCUUAAAAAUGCAAAAAAAAGCGAGAUGUGGUUUUCAGCUGCAAUCAACCACUGUUGCGCCAUACACGAUGAUUGCUAUGGGCAACAAGCCGGGCAGGAGAAAUGUGACCGAGAUUUCUGCGAGUGCAACCGUGUAAGCGUUUUUAACGAACAAUCAUGUUCUAAACCCGACGUCUAAUUUCCAGAGCUGGUAAAUAUUAUGCAAUGAAAAUUUUUUAAACUACAAAUUCUGAUGAAAAGUAGGCCAAAAUGUUCAGUUUAAUAAAGUUGUGGCAAUUUGAGACACUGUAAAAAAUUCGGGACCUGUGAGUUCAAAUCUGACUUCAAAAAGCGGAUUCCUCAUUCCUCUAAGGAGGUAUCCAAAGAACAAAUUCAAAAAUAAUCUGAUUCUGCAGAAAUUUACCUUCUCAGGCAAAUCGUUUGUGAUCUAGUUAGGAGAUUUCGUAUUCCAAACCGAGUUACGAAUCUAUACUUAGGGGGCGCAAUAAAGGGGGCGUGGCCUGCCGAAUUUUCUCCCCGGUCGCGCCCGCGCAUGUUUGAGGGCCAGUACCGAGGUGGCGAAAACUAAAAUGGAAGUUAGUCUGAGAGCCACUGUGGCCGGAGUUUGUGCAACACGCGGCUUCUGAGAAGUGAUUCUGACAGUUUAAGGGAUGGGGAAUCCGUUUUUGAAAUAAAAUUCGAAUUUCGUUCCGGCAAACAUUGUUUCUUAGUCCGUCAAAGUGCCAAAAAAGUAUUAAAAAAAAAUUUUUUUUUUGUGUUCGAUUGAGUAGACCCCAUUUGGCCGAAUUUCUUGUUUUUCGAUAAUUUGAAGGUCGGAAACAGCCAACACGCGGCUUUUCUCCACGGAAUCGGAUUCAGUGUGAAAUUCUCUACAAAAUCCAACAAUUUAUUCAAAAUUUCAGCCCGGCAAACAUCUUCAAAUUUUCACAUUUUUGCGCUGAAAUUCCGCAAAAGUCUCAUAAAAAAAAUGAAUGGCGAACACCGAGCUUCUCAUCGCCAUUGGCGUUCGCCGCGCCUCCGCCCGGUUGGCGCAGUGGCAGAGUGCUCACUCGGCAGUCUGGAGGUGUCGGGUUCGAAACUUUUGAUCUCGAAAGUUGUUUUGCUUUCUUAGAACGUCAAUUCUGUUCACUUAAUAUGUUGCCUCUUUGGUGUCUUCCACCAAACAGCGACACGAAUCGCCUGCCAGCGAGACUCCGACGUCUCCUAGGCCGCCGACCGGGGAGAAAACAGGGCAACUUUGAAGGGAUGUACCGAAAAUUUUUUCAAAAAAAAAUUGGGAAUGUACUAUUUUUAAGCACUAGAACACAUUCCGAUAAGUGUUUUCCAGAAAUUCACAAGUUUGUUAAUCACUUUGUGGCCCCUAAAUUUAACAAUCUAAUCUUUACCUGUUGUAAUCGAAAAUAACUAAAGAUAGAUUGAACUCGGAUUACCGGAGUAAACGCUAGCCAUUAUUUAAAAACAAGACUUAGAACCUAGGCCCGCUGCGCUGGUCGAGCUUACGCUUUUUUGAUUCUCAGAACUCAGAACCAUUGAAAAUUCGCCUUCAUUUGGUAACUUCUCCGUCAACUAUUUCUGUUUUAAAAAAAGUGGGGACGGAAAACCGGAGAAAUAGACAAAGCAGGGUAUCCGCUCUCCUUUCCGUUUCUCCUUAUAAUUAUGUUUCAGAUGGUGACUCGUCUUCCCACAGAAGAAGGAUUCAAAUGUCGCGGAGCAGGAGUAGAUGCGUGCUUGAUUUUGGAGUUUUUCGGAGCUUUUGCAUAUGGCAACUCCAACUACUCGGAUCCAACAAAACCGUCGGGAAACGUGCUUUCAAUUCCAAAAUCCGUUCCUAAUUUAGACAAAACUUAUCUUGAUCUUUACGCAACAUGUCCGUUCGUGAACAGUGAGUAUUGUUUGUACACUCAAUAUACCCCUCUACAAGCCUCUCGGCAAUUACCCGCUUUAACGCAUUUUCCACUAAAAGCUGCUAUUAUCAUUCUAGUACAUAUAUUAUUAGGGAAGUUUUUUCUAGUAGGGAAAAUUCUGGAAAAGAAUCAGGGUGAUACUAUAAAGUGUGGAGAGCAUUUUAAGAUCUUAAAAUUUGGCUUAAUGUCUCUGGAAACUUCUAGAAAUUUCCUCAGGUUUUUGCACCUGAAAUUGAUGUUUUGGCGGGCGGAAAAGUCCUCCGAAAAGUGUUCUCGAAUGUAUAUUUGCUCAAAAUGAGCGCAUGUUCUCAAACGUUUUUCUCCCGUUUUGACAUUGUCUUGGUAAUACUAUUCACGCCGUUUUUGCAGUAACCUUAGCUUCAUGCGCAGUCAACUUCGAUCUUUGUGCCGUUGUGCAUUCAUCAGACUUUUGUGCCAAUGAUGUGAGUGGAAAAAAGAAAUAUGAUAAUUUAAAAAAUAAUUAGUUGUGCCACUGCAUGCUCGAUGCUGCUGAGUCGGACCCGAUCCAUAAACACCAAUGUUUGGAAUCCGUGGCUCACAUGUGCCGAAUUGUAUUAAAACGUAAAUUUUGAAAAUUCACACUCUUUUACUCCUCAUCUUUGCAGAUUCAACUGAAGCUUUAACCUCUCGAACAAUCACUAAAAAAAUUUUUAUGGUGAGCUAUGUUCUUCUGAUUGAAACCCUUAAACCCUUUAUUAUCUUUUAUUAUAUUUCAAGGUAAAUGCGCUCUGACCUCUCUAUUCGUGAUUUCCGGGGCCUACUUUUACAGCUCCGAACUUCAGUUGUUCUUCAUUUAAAUUCUAUCUGAAUCUCGACAGUUUACUCUGUCUGUGUUCUUAGUUUUCAGCUAUUUACUUUGAAUUGCGUAGUAGAAAGUUGACAAUAUUUUAUUUCAGAUGGCUGUGCUCGUUCUCGCUGCGGCUUCAACUGGGUGCUGCCUAUUUUUUAUGUAUACGAAAGCUUCCAAUGACAAAAAACGACGUGAUGAAAGUAAGGUUUCACGAAUCGAAGGAUCACUUUGAAUUUUCCAACAUUAGAAUAGUAUGCAAUCUCGGGGAAUCUCGAAGUAGAUAAAACUGCUCAAUUAAUUUACGGCAAGUUGCCGCACACUGCGGCGCACAGUAAUUGCAAGUUAUAUUUCGCACGCCGGAAGGCUUAAGCCCUCAUGCUCGAUACGUGUCACACCCUUGCCGUAAAUUCUCAGAGUGGAUACCGUUUUUCUGGCAAAUCAUGUGCAAUAUAAUUAGAAAGCGUAAGCGUUCGAAUCUAAUUGAAAUGAGUUUCAUUUAUGCAUCUAAUAAAGGGGUGUACUAGCUCGGAUUGGUAAGACAGCUUUAUUGAGGAACAUGAUGAGGCGGGAAGACCUAGAGUACAGGCGAUGGGGGUUUAUAUAGUGAUUCGGAAAGGGUGGAGCCGGUGCUGCCGGAAGUGGAGGCGUUGUCGAUCAGGCGAUGCCGGUCGUGGAGCUGGCGACCCGAUCUGAAAGCAUUCCAGUUAGAGUGUGUGAUGGGAAGCGAGGCGCAGCGCGCGUGGGCUCGGAGGCGCGUGGGAGACGCUUCUAAUAGAUUUGCUCGGACUGUAGCUUCCUGGUCUCAGGAAUGCGUGUGUCAUAGGGCAAAGUGCGACCGGGGAAGCUGCCUGGGAAAGGGUAUUCUGAUGUGCCUAAUAAGGGUUGACCUAUCCCUUAAAACCUUAUUAGAGGCUUCUUUAAUUCCAGACUUGCCAAAUCCCGGGCCAGCAAAUCGUCGGCCCGGUCGGCCCGGAAGUUAGACCUCAAAAAAAAUAUGCAAAAAAAAAAUGAAGGAAGAGGAAAACGCGUGCGGCAAAAUUGCUAAAAUGGCGUGCCAGAGUUGCAAUCAAUCGCUCCGCCCACUCUUGAGAAAAUUUUCGUAAUUUUUGUGAACAUUUUGCGACUUUAAACAGCAAUUUCUAUUUUUUAACAGGUUUUUAUGCCAUAACAUUACCUUUUUCGUCUUUUUUUCUAUUUCUGCUGGUUUUUACAUUGAAUCUUCGAAAUUGAAGCAAAACGACGAUAACGUAGGCCGUUUUCAAAGUUUGGUGGGUAAAAAUGGACGAAGAAAAAGUGCUUGAAGAAAACGGCGGUCGCUUUGAAUUUUUAGGUGCAUCCUCCCGGGCCGCGGGCCGGGCCGGGCCGGAAAAUUUCCAAUUUUGGCCCGGCCCGGCCCGGCCCUGUUGCAAGUCUGUUUAAUUCUAACAGAAUGUAAUAAGACUCUUUCACAAUCUAAUAACAAAUUUUGCUUUUCCAGAAAAAUUUUCAAUCUAGUCACCGUCCCCAGAGCUGACAAUGGGCGCAAGUGCGCCCCGCCCAAUAGAGCGAUACAAAUUUUAAAAGCAAAGUUUGUGUUUUUUGCCAGAUAAGCCACGAAAACCCGAUAAUUUCUCAUUUGUCUUUCGAUAGACCGAUUGUAUAGGCUAUUACGAAUUUUUUAUUUUUUUCUAAUUAGAUUGCAAUUCAAAAAAAAAUAUAUUGUAAUCUAAUACGAUUUUACUGGAACUUCAAUUAAAUCUAAUUAGAUUGCGAAAUAGAGCUUUUUCUUAUUAGCUUGCAAACUCUUCUAAUUAGAUUGCAAUCGAGUUUCCAGAGGCGUUAAAUUUUGACAAGUCGCAAAUCACAUUUAUCCAUUUGAAGGUUUUCGGCUAAAACUGCGUAAAUUUCAGUUGCUUUUCGGUAGUUUUCGCGGUUCAAACGCUCAAAAUGAUUGCAUUUACGUGAUUUAUCAUUCUCAAAACCAAUUCUGUCUGAAAACGGUCAAGAAAGCGCAAAAUGAGAAGUGCGGUUUUUAGGCGGCAAUCGGCGGCUAUCGGCGGCGAAGGCGGAAAAGCAAAGUCCGCGAAAAAGGCGCCAAAACGUCAUUAAUUCUGAGAAUUAGUGUGUUUUCAUGUCGAACAAUUAUUUCUCAUCGCGUUUGACCACAAAAAUCGGAGAAAACCUGUUCAAUUCAUGAAAACGCCAUUUAGCCGAGGCCACGCCCAUAUUGUCAGCUGUGGAGACCGUGCAGUGAGAAUAAUUUGCAUUCUAAUAGCACUAACACGGCGUGCUGAAACGUAUGUGUUGGUACCGCAACGGGUUUCACGAAACUCGCAAUUUCUAUAAAAUUCUUGUUGGAAUGUGUUCCCCUCUAUAUGAGUACGCGCCCAAUUUUUUUUCAAAAAUUUUCGGUACAUCCCGAUUUACACCGCUCCAAAGUCGCCCUGUUUUCUCUCAGGUUGGCGGCCGAGGAGGGGGCGGAGUCUCGCUAGUAAGUUUGCCGCACGCGUUUUUUGCCCUUGUCUGGUGGACUAAACCAAAAAGUCAACAUUUUAAAUGAACAGAAACGAUGUUCUAAGAAAGCAAAACAACUUUCGAGGUCAAAAUUUUCGAACCCGGCACCUUCAGAUUGCCGAGUGAGCACUUUCCUACUGCUCCAGCGGAGGCGCCGAGCGGAGGCGCCGAGCGAAGGCGCGCCGGCCGCCAUUGGCAUAGAAAAGCUGGCUGCGCGCGGCCUUCUUCUUGGUGUCAAAUUAGUGUUUUUGCGCGCUCAAAUCCAAAACUGUUACACUUUACAGUCACUUUUCAAAAAACGGAAAUAGAAAGAGCCACGCCCCCUCCUUUGCGCCCCUAUUAUAGGGGCACCGAACAGAAAUGGCGCUCUGUUGAGAAACUCUUUUUGCAGUGCAAAUUGAGCGACCUCGGGGCCGAGUUUGAAAAGUUAGGCCACGUUUUCAGUGGAAAAUUACUUCGCGGCCUAGAAAUUCUGCCAGAUUGCGAACAGCGCGCCCUUUCUGUCCGGUGCCCCUAUAAUACGUAUGUGCGAGAAUAAAAUCGAGAUCAUCUUCCGCUAUCUCGCAAUGAAAAUGUUGCCCGAGAGUUUCUCAUGGUCACAUUUUUCGUUGCGGAUACCGUCUUGCGAGGGUGCAUGCGCGUGCAGUGAGGAGAGGAAGAAUGUUCGUCCACCGUCCCGCUUAUUUCGCCGGUUGGCGGCACGCUCUCCAACUCUUUUUCCGGGGCUACCCCGAACCAGAACUGCCCAGGAUCGGAACAGAGUUUUUUAUGGGGCUAUUCAGGGGAUGAAAAAAUGAAUGUUUUCCGUUUUUUUUCCCCCCUAUUCAGCGAUGUCAAAAAAUGGAAAAAAAAACGGAAAGAAAUUCAUCGCUCGCAGCGUUUUUUUCCGGCGGGUCUCGUAGCGAUUUCCCGGACGCGAAGCAUGCGGCUACUGUGAGAGACGUUUUAUGAGUGGAUUUACGAGAAGAGGGAAUUUUUUUCUAAUUUUUGAGCGAAAUUGCCACGUUUUCCCGCUAUUUUCAACCGAUUUUCAACUGAAUUUCAGUUCUUAUUUAUCUGUUAUGGUAACUGUUGCGAAAUUGCCACGUUUACCGCUAUUUCCGACCGACUUCGAUUGAAUUCUUUUUUUGGAUAGUUUCGAGUGCCUCGUCAUAUCGUUCAAAACAUUGAGUUUUUCAGUGAAAAUCGGUUCAAAAUAGCAGGAAAACGUGGCAAAUUCGCUGAGAAAUUAGAAAAUUUUUCGUAAAUCCACCCGUUCUCGUAAAUCCACUCAUAAAACGUCUCUCACAGUAGCCGCAUGCUUCGCGUCCGGGAAAUCGCUGCGAGACCCGCCGGAAAAAAAAACGCUGCGAGCGAUGCAUUUCUUUCCGUUUUUUUCCAUUUUUUGACAAUAGGGGAAAAAAACGGAAAACAAUAAUCUUUUCAUCCCAUGAAUAGCCCCAUUAAACGAAAACCACGUGCAGAUAGGUUUUGUUUCAGGACAGUUCCGAUCCGUGGCACAGUUCUGAUUCGGGGUAGCCCUCUUUUUCGUGCGCCAAAACUUUAGAUGCGUGCCGUGCUGUUUGAAGAACACUGAUUCAUUUUUCCUAAUUUUUUGGGAAUGAGUUCAUUAUGGGGUUAUUCAGGCUGUAAAAAAAUGAUUUUUUUUCCGUUUUUUUACGUCAAAAAACCCAAUUCAGCGGUGUAAUGGGGCUAUUCAGCGUAUGUUUGUUUUCCGUUUUUUUUUUUAGUUUUUUUACAUCGCUGAAUUGGAUUUUUUGACGUAAAAAAAAACGAAAAAAACGGAAAACAAUCACUUGUUCACAGCCUGAAUAACCCCAUAAAAAAACCAAAAAAACGGAAAACAAACAUACGCUGAAUAGCCCCAUUAUGAUUGUAACUCGCAAGAAUCAACAAGAAACUCGCAGGAAUUCUUGCGAGUUUUUCGUUGCUGUUUGAUAGUUUUGAUCAUAAAAAACGGCCAUUACUCAAUGACUUCCAGAUUUUUUUACUUUUUUACUUAAUGACUUUUGUACUCACUGAGGUAAAUCGUUUGUAAUCUAGCUAGCUAAUUCGCGUUUCUAACCGGACCUAAUUAGAUUGCUAAUUUACUGCGAUUAGAUUGCAAAUUCUUGUAACUGGACUGAUAAAUUUUCUAAUUAGACUGGCGAAGCUAAUUAGAUUGCAAAAAUGCUGAUAUUAGAUUCAAAAUUUAUCUAAUUAGAUUAAAAUUUCGGGCAAAACCUAGCUAGAUUUUGUUUAGAUUGCAAAAUCAGCUAACUUGAUUUAGAAAUCGGUAGCAAUCUAACUAGGUCCGGUUAGAAAGUUAGAUUAUAUACGAUUUGCCUGAGCAAUGACUUCCACACUGAAUGACUUCCGCGCUACUCAAUGACUUUCACACUCAAUGCGAGAGAAAUACCAUUUGCGCGGUUGAAGAGAGAGACGAAGACGAAAAAGUUACUUUCCAUGAGUAAAUUAGUAAUCUAAUUAAGUCCGUCUAAAAACACGAAUUGACUUGCUGGAAAAAUCAGCAAAAUUCGGGAGAAUUUUUUUUCAGAACUGGAGACUUUGGGAACAUAAAUCCCCCACUGAGCUUUAAAAAAUGUUGCAUUUGUACUGCACGACACCUUUAAGAGAGCGCAUAAAUUGGUAAUACUUUCAGACAAAUAUCUGCACAUUCAUACGGUGGAGUCAUCAAGGUCUAUGAAUCCACUUCUCUAUAAUACCGACUGA
This is a messenger RNA of Caenorhabditis sp. 36 PRJEB53466, 9296 nucleotides long. The record is from the annotation of a GenBank genome assembly. NCBI's taxonomy places the organism in Eukaryota, Metazoa, Nematoda, Chromadorea, Rhabditida, Rhabditidae.